Molecule: messenger RNA, 3558 nt
Organism: Zea mays
Lineage: Eukaryota; Viridiplantae; Streptophyta; Magnoliopsida; Poales; Poaceae
Product: phosphatidylinositol synthase 2
Exons: 13
Coding region: 2536-3183 (215 amino acids)
Biological process (GO): phosphatidylinositol biosynthetic process
Cellular component (GO): Golgi apparatus; membrane
Molecular function (GO): CDP-diacylglycerol-inositol 3-phosphatidyltransferase activity
Source: RefSeq, a predicted model, not a curated record
GAAUUCCAAAUUUCUCGUCCCUGAUACCUCACACCGGGCCGCCACACAAAAUCCCCACACCUGCCUGCGUAUCGCGCUGCCCACCCACCGCACAUCCCCGCCUCCCGCCGGCCGGCCGCCCGCCUAACGACUCGCGGUCACCGCCUGCGGGCCACCGUCCGCCCCCAGCUCGCUUACGAUAUUGUACGUUCGUGGCGCGGAGCACCGUGGUGUUGGCCUAGUACGUCGAUUUCACGGUGACUUCACCACCAUUGCCGCCCAGUGGCUGCAGAAGCUCCCCGCCAGCAACAAGUUCACCUACAACUGCGACGGCCACACCUUCAGUUACCUCAUAGAGAAAGGAUUUAGUGAGUAGCUUUCAUCCCGUCGCUCCGCUCCGCCUUAUUCCAUCGGAAUCUGCACCGCCGCGGGCUCGAAUCGGGUUCGGCUUGCUUGGAUCUCGCGGGGUUCGCCUCGAUCCGCUAGAUGGUAUCAGGUUCGUUCGGUAGUCUCGUGUUAUUCUGGAUUUGAUGGGAUUGUACUGCGUUCAGCGUUCUCAUGCCUUAUCUGGGGAUAAAAGCACUGGCAUAUAUUUCUCAGAUGGAUCCAUGCGGGAUAUGUUGCUCCUGUUUUUAAUCAUGGAAAGGGUUGGCUAUUUUGCCGAUUCUAUUGGUGUUAGUUGAUGCCGUGGCUUUGUAGCUCUAUUUUGCUUUCAUUUGCUAUUCGUUUGUCACAUAAGAAAUUGCGGCAUACUAUAGUAGUAUUAUGUGAUAAGGAAUGUUGUAAUAUCAAGUUCUCAGCGACUGAUAUGAGUUAGGCGUCCAUUUCAAAACAUUGUGUUGAUCUAGAGUAAAACUCAGAUGAAAGCACCCGUCAGUAAGAUUUCUUCAUGGCAAUACAGAGCUCAAGUAGCCAAGUGUGUCUUUUAACAUGUAGCCCGGAGUCCCUGGACUUAUCAUACAUUCACUACGUAAUUUCCAUCCAUUCAUCUCCUUAACUAACUUAAGUGGGAAAACAGCAAAGGGUGUUACGGCGACUGAAUCUAUGUCACAGACUCAAUAUAUAUUCGAUUAUUCUUUAAAAAUGUAAUAUUAUUAAGAAUUGAGAAGACCCUUGGAACUGUAAGUGCAGGUUCAGACUAAUUCUUGAAGUCCUUGGUGCUGCAGAUUCAGACUCACUUACCAAACUGCAGAUUGAUACCUUUUCUUCAGAAAAACUUUUUGGAGCAAUGUUGUGUUCCAAAAAUUAUCUAAGCCUGCAAUCCACUUGUCAAAAUUUUGAAGCACAUCUUUUUAAGGUGUUGCCGAAUAGAGAGAUUGAAUACCUAUCGUUAAAAUAUAAUUCAUAAUCACAACUGACGAUGUGAUAUCGUGUUAGUUAUUGAGUAAUUUUUGUAGCCUCUUUUUGUGUCAACCUCCAUCUACAUGGCUGCUUUGUUCUCUAGUGUUUUAAAACUUCUACCCAGAAAGUAGUUAAAAAUGAUAUGAGGAUGCCCGAAAAUGAAUAUAUUGACACAACACCAAUAUUUAUGUUGAAUCUUAUACAGCAGGAAGGGAGGUGAGCACCUAUUGUAGGUUAGCACCAAUUUAAUUAGCUGGAGUUUACUGCAUCUUAGUGAAAAGAAUAGAGUUCAUUUGGCUUAAUCUGUUUAGCUUACAACUGGGAACUGGCAGGUGUGGGAUUAAUCUGGACUUGGAUAAAUGAAGUAUAAUGCAAGAAAUGUGGGCAAAUAAUACCUUGGCUGUGUGGUGGAGAACAAGGUGUUUUGCAACUAACGGCUCUUACGUUUACAAGUUUGUGUUUUCUUUAACCCUUGAACAUUGAAGUGAAUUGUGUUGCCACAUUGUUUAUGCAUUAUAGGUAUGAAAGUAUAUUUAUCCUGGCAAAAGAUUAUGUUAGUUUUUGUGCCUAAAGACCAUUUAUUUCUUUUAGUUCUUUAAAUGAAUAGCUCUAGCUUUGCAUGUACUGAAAUUCAUUAUGCUCUUGCUGUACUUGUAGCUGCUUGCUAAUGUCAACUAAAACUACCUGUUGCCAACUUGAUGAGUUGUGUGUUAAGCUUGUUUCUCUGAACAUGUUUUUUUGCCUAAUUGUCAUGGCAAAAGAAAGAAAAGAAAAAGAAAACCGAGAGAUAAAAAAAGAGAAGUCUGACCCAAUUGCCCUGGAAGCAUUGCAAUCUCCUGCCGUCCUGUGUUCACACACUGUUUGCCAUAUUCUCUCGUUCACCUUGCCUGGCCCUGCUCGAUUCGGCCACUUUCAUGGAGCCAGGUGUCUGCAUCACUGGGGCGGGGCCUAGUGUCAGCGCAACCAAACACGCCGGUGACUGUCGCCACCCUUCUCCCAGCUGUCAGGUCUUCGUUGGGCCCUUUGCCCACGACGAGCACCUGCCACACCAACGGGUGUGUUGAUAUUUCCUUGGGACAUGAAAAUGCAAGUUUUUUUUGUUUGUAAAAGGAAUCCCAUUAAGUUUACUGCUGCUACCAUUUAAAGGGCAGAACUGCCGGUCUUCAAGCUCUUUGUUACUCCUGAUCAUCUGUGGCACAAUUGUCAUCGGGCAAAAUGCCAUCAGUUUAUCUCUACAUCCCUAACAUUAUCGGGUAUUUUAGGAUCAUCAUAAAUUUCAUUGCAUUUGCGGUUUGCUAUUCCAACAAGGCUCUCUUUGCUGUCUUGUACUUCUUCAGCUUUGUCCUUGAUGGUGUGGAUGGUUGGUUUGCACGGAAGUUUAAUCAAGCAUCAACAUUUGGAGCAGUGUUGGACAUGGUUACAGAUAGGGUUAGCACUGCUUGUUUAUUGGCCCUUCUUUCCCAGUUUUACAGACCUGGUUUAGUCUUCUUGAUAUUGCUCGGGUUGGAUAUUACGAGCCACUGGUUUCAGAUGUACAGUUCUUUCUUGUCAGGUAAGACUAGCCACAAGGAUGUAAAACACACAGGCAAUUGGCUUCUGAAAUUAUAUUAUGGGUACAGGCCAUUCAUGGCCUUCUGCUGUGUUUCUUGUGAGGUUUUGUAUAUUAUCCUCUUUCUCUUUGCUGAUGAGAAGUCAACAAGCUUGCUUAGUGCAUGCAAAGGUCUCCUGAACCAAAGCCCCAUCAUUAUCUUGGUGUUUAUUUCCACAUUAGUUGGCUGGGCAGUGAAACAAGUCACCAAUGUCAUCCAGAUGAAAACGGCUGCGGAUGCAUGUGUUGUGUACGACCUGAAGCGCAGCAAAUGAAAAGCAUGAAGGGAAAACUCUACGGUUUAACUCAGUCCUGUGUGGACGUAUCCAAAGGGAAAAACUCUCCGAGGGGAUACGUCUUACGUUCCUUGACAUCUUUCUGAUGAUGCCUUACGUGGGGCCAGAGGAUGACAUGCCGUGGGAAGAGCAGCAUGUCAUAAAGAGAACCAACGCAAACAAUUGUUUUGUGAAGGCGGCUAUUGAUUUGUUGUCAAGAGUGUUUUAUUAUGUCAUACAAAUGAUGAAUUGAUGAUGGUACCUUUGUUACCUGGGCUAGCCCUUUGUGUCAACAUGAAAGAUGCUUACGAGCCACAUGUUCCCUUCUGAAAUGAAGGUUUUGAGUUGCAAAAAUUUACAUAUUCCCUUCUGAAA